AUGCACACUCUAAUAAUCGAUAAGUCGCCCGUGUUACUCGGCCCGGAAAACUCUUCCUCUUUCUCUUCUUCUUCUUCUAAAUCCCGAAUCUUCACUUUUAACUCUUCUGAAAAACAGCAACCUCUUCUUUCCCUGCUUUCCACACUUUCUCACUCUCUUCUUCCAGAAUCCCUUCACCCAUCCCAAUACUACUGGUCUUACUCUUCUGGAAAACCAAUCCAACCCUCCACAUGUUUUGACACAUGUAAUGACACAACUCUAGUACGUGUGCGCAUCAACGUGCGCCUGCGUGGUGGCAAAGGUGGGUUUGGUACUAUGCUCAAGGCCCAAGGUGGCAAGAUGUCCAAGCGACGACGACACAAGGGCACUGGUUCGGGUAGUGGUAAUGGGCCAGACCCUACGCUUAAUGAUAACUUUAAAACACUUGAUGGACGUAGGUACAAGUCUUUUAGACAGGCAAAGGAACUGGCAGCGUACCUGGACUUGCGUGAUAAAAAACGUCAGGAAGCUGUGGCUGCCAAAAAGGAAAAGGCGCAAGAAAAAAUUAAAAGAGCAGAUAAUAUAAACGCCUCUCGAAGAGCUCUUGUCGACCCUGACUUUCAGGAUGAUGUCGAAUCUGCUACUGCUGCAAUCAAGGAGUCUACGCUGGCCGCAGUCUCCACCCAUCAACCAGAAGCUGAUAACAAAACACCUAGUCCGGUAAAGAAACAAGAAUCUCCUAAAUCCGUGUCUUCAGGUGUCUUUUUCGAAGAAGAUGAUAUCAUCAGUAGUGAUGACGAUGAUGAUAAUUGA
This is a messenger RNA of Magnusiomyces paraingens, 792 nucleotides long. RefSeq lists its product as uncharacterized. The record is from RefSeq and is a predicted model, not a curated record. The transcript has a single exon. Gene Ontology annotation, cellular component: nucleus. Lineage: Eukaryota; Fungi; Ascomycota; Dipodascomycetes; Dipodascales; Dipodascaceae. The coding region runs from base 1 to 792 and encodes 263 amino acids.